Molecule: messenger RNA, 864 nt
Organism: Prunus armeniaca (apricot)
Lineage: Eukaryota; Viridiplantae; Streptophyta; Magnoliopsida; Rosales; Rosaceae
Source: the annotation of a GenBank genome assembly
AUGGAUGACAUCUGUGGCAGCGAUGAACCCAUGCAUAUGAAUGAUAAUCUGCAUUUGCAAUACAUGCAAGAGCAUGAGCAUCAUCACGGGUUGGACCAUAUAAGCAAUGUAAAUGGGGUGGCUGAUGAUCAUGAUAAUGGAAGUGGUGGAGCUGAACUUGUCCAAGCCGAUGUCCCAUCUGACCCCAUGAAUCUUUCUGAUACGCAUGAUGGGAUGAUGGACCAUGGCCCCGAAAAUGGGGACCAGCUCACAUUGUCGUUUCAGGGUCAGGUUUUCGUGUUCGACUGUGUGUCACCUGAGAAGGUUCAAGCUGUGUUGUUACUACUGGGGGGCCGUGAAGUACCUCCAAGCAUGCCUGCUGUCCCAGUAACCAUGCAGCAUACUAAUCGGGCCCUUACUAGUACUCCACAACGGUUGACUGUCCCUCAAAGACUGGCUUCACUAAUUAGAUUCCGUGAAAAACGGAAAGAACGAAAUUUUGACAAGAAGAUUCGUUAUACUGUUCGAAAAGAGGUAGCACUUAGGAUGCAACGAAAGAAAGGUCAAUUCACAUCUUCUAAACCCAGUAAUGAUGAUUCUGCAUCAGCUGUCACAAGUUCGGGCUCGAACGAGAGCUGGAGUCAGGAUGGUAAUGGAUCCCAACAUCAAGAGGCUGCCUGUCGACACUGUGGCAUCAAUGAGAAGUGUACACCAAUGAUGCGACGUGGACCUGAUGGACCAAGAACCCUUUGCAAUGCAUGUGGACUUAUGUGGGCAAACAAGGGUACUCUGAGGGACCUCUCCAAGGCAGCAGAAGCAGCAGCACCCCAAGCAGGACAAAACCCUUCCAUAAGCAAGAACGAAGAUAUGAAACCUGAUUUAUAA